AAGAAGACGACUUGUUCGGCCGUCUCCACACGACUGUGCAAAACUGCAAGGGCCCCCAACUAGGCGUCCGCCGGAUCAAAAAUCCCGUCAAAUCACAACCGUCCAGCGUGCCCUGCCGCUUUCCUCCCUUACCACGUCGGCGGCGGCGGCGGCGGUAGCCCAGUGGAGACGAAAGCCCUCCCGUCUCUUCCUAGCAACCGUUGCCGCACUUCUACUCUACUCCGCUCCGAUCGCCCCUCUCAGCCGCGCGGCCUGGAGUGCGAUUUCAGAGAGGUCCGUCUCGUUGGCUGCUCGUGUGCGGUGCGGCCGGCCGGAGGAAAUGGCGGCGGGAGGUGGCGUGGAGCAGGGCGAGGAGCUCUUCCUCCUCCGCUCCGUCGAGGAAGGGGGCGGCUUGUGCGUUGGGGAGCGCCCCUGGCGGCUCAACUUCGACGGCUUCCGGCGCCAGGGGCCGCAGCAGGAGAGGCCGCCGUCGCGUGGCCUCCAGGACUGCCUCGGCGUGCUAGCUCAAGGUCCUGGAGAUGUUGUGGCUGAGUACUACCAACAACAGUUGGAGAUGUUGGAAGGUUUCAAUGAAAUGGAUACACUGACAGACCGUGGUUGCCUUCCUGGAAUAUCCAAGGAAGAACGUGAGAAAAUUGCCCGAAGUGAGACAUUAGCCAUCCGAUUAUCUAACAUAGCAAACAUGGUUCUUUUUGCUGCAAAAGUUUAUGCCUCAGUAAGGAGUGGCUCCCUAGCUAUUAUUGCUUCAACACUGGACUCUUUACUUGACUUGUUGUCCGGGUUUAUUUUGUGGUUUACUGCCUUUUCAAUGCAAACACCAAACCCAUACAGGUACCCAAUUGGUAAAAGGCGCAUGCAACCUUUGGGAAUACUUGUUUUUGCUUCUGUUAUGGCAACACUUGGUCUUCAAAUUAUCCUAGAAUCCACGCGCUCAUUAGUAUCAUCUAAUGGAGCUGAAUUCCGCUUGACAAAAGAACAGGAAAUGUGGGUUGUGAAUAUUAUGUUGGCAGUGACGCUGGUGAAGCUUCUACUUGUUAUAUAUUGUCGCUCAUUCACCAACGAAAUUGUGAAGGCAUAUGCACAGGAUCACUUUUUUGAUGUCAUCACCAACACUAUUGGGCUUGUUGCUGCACUUCUUGCUAACUAUUUUGAGGGCUGGAUCGACCCAGUUGGUGCAAUCAUUCUAGCGGUGUACACAAUCAGGACAUGGUCCAUGACGGUGCUGGAGAACGUGCACUCCCUGGUCGGCCAAUCGGCCUCGCCGGAGUUCCUCCAGAAGCUCACCUACCUGUGCUGGAACCAUCACAAGGCCGUCAGGCACAUCGACACGGUGCGGGCCUACACCUUCGGCUCCCACUACUUCGUCGAGGUAGACAUCGUCCUGCCCUGCGACAUGCCCCUGCAGGAGGCGCACGACAUCGGCGAGGCCCUGCAGGAGAAGCUGGAGCGCCUGCCGGAGAUCGAGCGCGCCUUUGUCCACCUCGACUACGAGUUCACCCACCAGCCCGAGCACGCCCAGUCCUACGACAGAUAGCAUAGCCUGAAGUCCUCAACCCCGCUGGCGGCGGCGUUGUAACUUGUAAGUGGGACUCGAGAGCCUGAGCUGAAGCUGUUGAACACGGCAUAAUUUCAGAAAUCUGGAUGUCAAACCUGUUGUCACUUGCGGAUUCAGCUGUGCAGUUUGAUUUCUUAGUUUAUUAUUUGCUUUUUUGACCA
Molecule: messenger RNA, 1716 nt
Organism: Hordeum vulgare subsp. vulgare (domesticated barley)
Lineage: Eukaryota; Viridiplantae; Streptophyta; Magnoliopsida; Poales; Poaceae
Product: metal tolerance protein 5-like
Exons: 6
Coding region: 320-1534 (404 amino acids)
Biological process (GO): transmembrane transport; monoatomic cation transport
Cellular component (GO): membrane
Molecular function (GO): manganese:proton antiporter activity
Source: RefSeq, a predicted model, not a curated record